This is a messenger RNA of Coniophora puteana RWD-64-598 SS2, 2139 nucleotides long. RefSeq lists its product as uncharacterized. NCBI's taxonomy places the organism in Eukaryota, Fungi, Basidiomycota, Agaricomycetes, Boletales, Coniophoraceae. Gene Ontology annotation, molecular function: protein binding. The coding region runs from base 131 to 1900 and encodes 589 amino acids. The record is from RefSeq and is a predicted model, not a curated record. The transcript has 2 exons.
GUUGCCGCCAUGCUCGGCCACUGACGACCAUGGCAUAUGCACCAUGUUAUAAGUAUACAGCACUGUAGUCCUGUGCUACACCGCUCUCAUCUCAGUCCUCGCCGUUGCGUAACGCAAAGGAUCAGACAACAUGGGACAUGACGUUCAGCCCACAGCAAGCGUUGAUGCUUGGUGUCGGGAUACCCUUGUAGCAGAAGCUCGAAUUCGUAUCGACCGCGACAUCGUCUCCGCAUAUGAAUCAAUCAGCAAGUCACUUACACGUAUCCUCACUAGGAGACACGACAAAAUCAAUACCACUUACGAGUCCAUCCGAACGCUACGAACUACGCGCAACUCCUUGUCAAAGAUAUGUGCCCUACCUCCCGAGAUCCUUGUGACGAUAUUCAGCCAUUGCUCCGCCGAUUGGGUUCCGUUCUCCCAUGUCUGCGAGCACUGGCGAGACACGCUUAUCUAUACACCCCGAUUCUGGUCAAGCUUUUCGAUUAACACCUCAUCACUAUCUCCAUGGUCGAGGGUCAAACUUGAAAGGUCAGGCGUGUCACCACUGGACCUCAAGGUCGCCAUCAGGGACGGCGCCAGUUUGGAGUCUCAACCAACCCGAGAGCUCUUGCAGGAUACCUUCAGGCAAAGUCCACGGAUACGCACGCUUCAGCUGACCUUCGUAGCAGACGCCAUACCACUCCUUGUCGAGAAUCUCACCGCGCCUGCCCUAAUCCUAGAGUCGCUAAUGCUUGCCCGUUGUGAUAACGCCGACGAAUCAGAUUACUUACCCGGCCUAUUUUCCGAUCAAACACCAGCUUUACGAAGACUGCUCCUGGAAAAAUGCUCACCACCCAUGGACUCACCCGUAUUUACUCAACUUCAUUGGCUUGAGUUCAAAUUUGUUCCACCCAGUCUCAUACCAGACGCCGAGCGCUUGCUCGCGGCGCUACGGCAUACUCCAGCGCUGCGCGAGCUGAGAAUCGUAGAAUCACUUCCGCUCGAGACUGCAAUCACAUCCCUUUACUUCUCCGACCAGCCCCGAAGCGAUGUUGUCUCUCUUCCAAAUCUCCGGCGCAUCCGUAUGCUGGGAUCUCUCGAUGCGUACGCAGGUCUCUUAACCCUUCUAGAUUUCCCAAUGACAACACGCCUCCGACUUGAUCUUGGACUUCGGUCCCCUCUUGAUCCCGCGCUCUGGAACGGCGUGCCUUUUCUGCCCCAGAAAGUCUUUCAGGACCGCCGGUCCUCGUUUGACUCAGCACAGACGUUGGAGUUCACUAUCAGUUCCCAUCAUUGCGUAUACAAGCUGUAUGACACGCAAGACGAGCUGGACUCUCGAGCUGCGCCUCGUACGAUCGCCAACGCCCGUCACAAGCCCACCCACCACCUAGACAUACGCUUCAUCAGCGACAGCAUCCGACUCAUCCCCCGCUCUUGCAUGUUCCUUCCGUUCAUUCCCGCCAGCAGACUCGUCGUGCGAAUGGACCAGCGCGCUGCAGUCGGGCUCCUUCCGUUCCGCGACCUCUUCCGCGGCUGCCAACAGGUGCGGAGCUUCUUGCUCGAAGGAUACGGCGACUUCGCCACCGCCAUUGGCGCAUUGAACCCACGCAAUACAGCUGGCGUGGUCAUGCCGCAGCUCGAGGAACUGCAUAUACGCUGGUACGAUGGCAAGGCGGGAUAUGCCCAGUCCACGCCUGAAGAUCUGAUGGCCGCCCUCACUGAGCGUGGAAAUGCUACUGGUGCACCACUAAGGAAGCUCGUGCUUGAGGGCCAUUAUGUCCUGUUCACGAUGUUUAAACCGAUGGUCGAGAUACUCAAGGGUGUCGUGUCAGAGGCGUACAUAUUGUCGGGCGGGGAAGUUGUGAAGGAGGACGAGUGGUAUCACAUUGAAGAUCCCGACUCGAGUUCUGAUCUGGACUAGACGUGUUUUACAUUUGGACGGUAAUUUUGAUCUACGGACUGGUGUCUCGGCCCAACAUUGGAUAUUUAUAGUACUAUAUUUUGCAAGGUACAGCAAGGACUUUCGAGUUCAACCUGAUAUUGACUAGUUAUUUAUAUGGCCAUACCUGUACUGUAGCACUGGCCGUUGGACUGCAGAGCGGUUGGACAACUUCAUUCAUCAUAUGUAUCGUCUCCUAGGAUUCUGAGGUAAUUACGCUU